UUCAUUUACCCUCAAGUUUCCUAUUAAUAUGCUCUUGAGCUUGCACUUCUCUCACUCAUGGCAACCGUAAGCGUACAAAACUAUCACACUCUCCAUUUUUUCAAUCUCUCUGAGUUUGUUGCAUCAAAAUAUGGCUGGAGCAAGAAACAAUGAAUCUCUUGCUUUAGUCUAUGAAGAACAACCACAGGCUCUUGCCAUUCUUGCACCCAUUGUGUCCUCUUACAAUGAGAGGAUACGUCCAGUUCUGGAUGCUAUGGAAAAUCUAAGGCGUCUCAACAUUGCAAAGGAGGGAAUUCAGCUUCCUUCCAUUGUUGUUGUUGGAGAUCAAUCAUCUGGGAAGUCCAGUGUUCUUGAAUCCUUGGCUGGUAUUAGCUUGCCACGUGGCCAAGGGAUAUGCACCCGGGUACCAUUGAUCAUGAGGCUCCAAAACCACCCUCUCCCACGUCCUGAGCUUCUGCUGGAGUACCAUGGCAAAAUCAUCAUGACUGAUGAGGAAAACGUCUCUCAUGCCAUCAAUGGUGCAACAGAAGAGCUUGCUGGCCAUGGCAAAGGGAUUUCAAAUAACCCCUUGACUUUGGUGGUGAAGAAGAAUGGUGUUCCGGACCUCACAAUGGUUGAUCUUCCUGGUAUAACCCGGGUUCCUGUUCAUGGGCAACCCGAGAAUAUUUAUGACCAGAUUAAGGACAUUAUCAUGGAGUAUAUUAAGCCAGAAGAAAGUAUCAUCUUGAAUGUUCUUUCUGCCAGUGUUGAUUUCACCACCUGUGAGUCCAUUAGGAUGUCUCAGAGUGUUGACAAAACUGGGCUGAGAAUAUUGGCUGUGGUUACAAAGGCUGAUAAGUCUCCAGAGGGAUUGCUAGAAAAAGUGACUGCUGAUGAUGUUAACAUUGGUUUGGGUUAUGUUUGUGUCCGAAACAGGAUCGGUGACGAGUCUUAUGAAGAUGCUCGAAUUGAGGAAGAGAGGCUUUUUGAUUCCCACAGAUUGCUGUCUAAAAUAGACAAGUCUAUUGUUGGAAUUCCAGUUUUGGCUCAGAAACUGGUUCAAGUUCAGGCCAUGAGCAUUUCCAAAACUCUGCCUGAGAUAGUGAAAAAGAUCAAUGAGAAACUGGCAAAUAAUUUGUCCGAGUUAGAAAAUUUGCCAGCAAACUUGUCUUCUGUUGCUGAUGCCAUGGCUGCCUUUAUGAAUAUUAUUGGACGGACGAGGGAAUCCCUCAGAAAAAUUCUUCUUAGAGGAGAAUUUGAUGAGUACGGUGAUGAAAACAACAUGCAUUGCACUGCUAGGUUGGUGGAGAUGUUAGAUUCUUACUCACGUGAUCUUUAUGGUUGUCCUGAAAGUGAUGCUACCAUGAACUUUCUCGUGGACGAGAUUAAGGUGUUGGAAGAAGCAAAGUGGAUUGGACUUCCGAAUUUUAUGCCUCGCAUUGCAUUCCUCACUAUUCUGCAGAAGAAAGUCCGUGGUAUUAAAAGCAUGCCUAUAGGCUUUGUUGAAAAUGUGUGGGACUAUCUUGCGGAUGUAUUGACUACCGUUGUCACUCGCCAUAGUGAGAGCUACUAUCAGCUUUUGAUGUCUACAAAACGUGCAGUCGAAGUUAUAAUCUCCAAGAAGAAGCAACAUUCAAGGAAUCAUGUUAAAGAAGCAAUUGAAAUGGAAAUGUACACGGAUUACACGUGUAAUUCUGACUUUUCAGAAGAAUACAAUAGGCUAAUAUCUCAGCGAGCAGGUUUUGUGAAUGAAGUUUUGAGUGAGCAACAGCCAUCACAUGUGAAUCUGGAAGGUGUGGGAAGUAUUGAUGUUUCUCAUUUAAGACAAUACUCAUCUGCUGUUCUUGAUCAAGCAUUUGACCUUAAAGUGAGGAUGAUUUCAUACUGGAAAUUAGUUCAGAAGAGGCUUAUUGAUACCAUAGCGUUGCAUCUGAUGUUAAGUAUUCAUAAUCUUGUUAACACUGAUUUGGACAAAGAAAUUGUGCAUGAUCUGUUAUCACCAAGUGGUGGUGGGAUUGAAAGGUUAUUGGAGGAGUCGCCUUCCAUCGCUGGGAAGCGUGAAAAGCUGAAUAGGAGUGUUAGAGUGCUCAGAGAGAGCAAGGAUACAGUUGGAAAUAUAAUAGACAGUAUUGGAAGCUACGGUGGUGACUUUUAAGAGUGUUUUUAUGUUGUUCAUCAGUUUUCAGUCCCAAGUUUUAGCAGUCUAAGUUGUUUUUUUUUCUUCUUAUUUCAUUUUGCUGAUCUAUGGAAGUAUGCUGUUUUGAGUAAGA
Messenger RNA from Vigna unguiculata (cowpea), 2249 nucleotides. Its product is annotated as dynamin-related protein 4C pseudogene. The record is from RefSeq and is a predicted model, not a curated record. Lineage: Eukaryota; Viridiplantae; Streptophyta; Magnoliopsida; Fabales; Fabaceae.